Lactuca sativa (garden lettuce) is the source of this 2625-nucleotide messenger RNA. RefSeq names its product L-type lectin-domain containing receptor kinase IX.1. Gene Ontology annotation, biological process: protein phosphorylation. Lineage: Eukaryota; Viridiplantae; Streptophyta; Magnoliopsida; Asterales; Asteraceae. The record is from RefSeq and is a predicted model, not a curated record. Gene Ontology annotation, molecular function: protein kinase activity; ATP binding; carbohydrate binding.
AUGAAAAAAAUCAGAGCGUAAAGACCACGUCGUUUGAAAGAAGUCUUGAGAGCUGUUUGCUACAUGGCUGCGACUGCUCUUUGUGUCCACAAACCAAACAGGGCUUCCGAUCCAUUUCUAUCUGAGAGAGUCCGUCAUUAUUAUGGUUCUUUUUCUCUCUCACUGUUCUUUCUCCUUACACCUACUACGUAUUGAAUAUCAAGACCUGAUAGGCCCCCCUCUUUAUAGACUGGAUCCAACUCAGUCAAUACCCAUUUUCAAAAGUAUUCUCUAUUGCGCUGGUAUAGGCUAGCUGCUAGCACACUUCCUCAUUCAUGCAUAUUCCUUUAAUUUCCAAGAACAACUUUUGUAGCAAGUUUCCAAGGUCAUGGUCGUCUCAAGGUCAAGAAGCCAUCUGAUUACAUACAUUCUGCUGGUUUUGAUCCCUAAUGCAGCUUCAAUUACCUUUAAUUUGCCAAAUAUCCGUCCAGAGAAUCAGAACCUGGACAUAAGAACAGAAGGCGAUGGAGCUUAUAUCUCCGACAGUGGAAUUCAGGUGACCCCAGAUGGAAUUGGUUCUAUUCGCAGUCAGAAAGCAGGCAGGGCUACAUACAUCAAACCAUUUCAUCUUUGGGACAACAGAUCUAAAGAGCUUGCAAGCUUCUCUACCAAUUUCACCUUCCAGAUUGAUUCAUAUGGGGAUUCAAUUUAUGCUGAUGGCCUCACCUUCUUCCUGGCAGAGAAUAAUUCCAUUAUAUGUCGCGGUGGUGCCAUGGGGCUUCCGGUCAACGCAACAACCAUUGUUGCCACAAACCCGUUUGUUGCAGUAGAGUUUGAUACUUAUUUUGAUGAUGGUUGGGACCCAGUAGGUGACCAUGUAGGUAUCAGUAUUAGUUCUCUUACUUCUGUUAGGCAUCAUGAUUGGCGUAGUAAUAUAACUGGUGGGGAGGUGUGUCAAGCUUGGAUAACAUAUGAUUCUGUUUCAAAAAAUCUUAGCGUUUCUUUCACUGGUUUUAAAGAUGAUAAGCCGCUUGUGUACACAGUUGAUCUCAGGAAUGAGUUGCCAGAAUGGGUUAUUUUCGGGUUUUCAGCUGCAACUGGAGAUUUAUUUGAGAAAAAUAACGUAAAAUCUUGGAGUUUCACGAGUUCUGAUUUACAGGUUGAUGAAAACAAGACAAUGUCAACAAACCCACACCCAACAGUGAGCCUGCGCCCCCACCCGAACCCGAACAUGACCUCGAACCCCAGCCAAGAUCCAGUGGAUCACAACAACAGCAUGGUGCGAUUGGUAAUUCCAUUAGUGGUUGCAGUUGCUUUGUUUGCUGUGCUUGCCUUUGUGCUAUGGAGGUGGAAGAAAAAGAAAAGUCUGAAAGAUGAAGAUAAUGAACUCGGAUUUGAUAUUGAUAUGAACUAUGAAUUCGAAAUGGGCACCGGAGCAAAAAGAUUUUCUUACCAAGAAUUAACUCAUUCGACAAGUGAAUUUUCCGAGAAUGAGAAGCUUGGUGAAGGAGGUUUUGGUGGGGUUUACAGAGGUUUCUUGAAAGAUUCCAACACGUAUAUCGCAGUGAAAAGGGUGUCAAAGAGUUCCAAACAGGGGAUCAAGGAGUAUGCAUCGGAAGUAAAGAUCAUAAGCCGAUUGAGGCACAGAAACCUUGUCCAACUCAUAGGUUGGUGCCACGAGAAAGGCGUGCUCCUCCUUGUUUAUGAGUUUAUGGAAAACGGAAGUUUAGAUUCACAUCUCUUUAAGGCAAAAAGCUUGUUGACAUGGGGGACAAGGUAUAAAAUAGCCCGUGGGCUUGCCGCUGCUUUAAUGUAUCUACAUGAAGAAUGGGAGCAAUGUGUUUUGCAUAGAGAUAUCAAAUCGAGUAAUGUGAUGUUGGAUUCAAAUUUCAAUGCUAAGCUUGGCGACUUUGGAUUAGCUAAGUUGGUUGACCACGAGAAGGGCUCACACACAACAAUGUUGGCUGGAACCUUGGGUUACAUGGCUCCAGAAUGUGUAGUAACUGGGAAAGCAACCAAAGAAUCCGAUGUAUUCAGCUUUGGAGUUGUUGCACUGGAAAUAGCUUGUGGGCGAAAACCCAUUGAGUACUUGGUUCCGGAAAAACAAAUAAGAUUAGUACAAUGGGUUUGGGAGCUCUAUGGGAGCGGGAUACUUUUGGAAGCGGUUGAUCCAGGUUUAGGGUUAGAUUUUGAGGAAGAAGAAGUAAAGCGGUUGAUGAUCCUUGGGUUAUGGUGUGUGCACCCUGACUCUGAUUUUCGUCCAUCAAUGAGACAAGCAAUUCAAGUACUAAACUCAGAAGCAUCCCUACCUAUACUCCCCUCAAAGAUGCCAGUGGCCUCUUAUGUGUCUUCGCCCAUUUCUUCUUCAUAUAGCGAUGCAUCCAUCGUCAAAACCCAAUCAUCAUGAAGCAACAAAUUUGACAAAGGUCGUUCCUAAUAUCAAAAACCAAGCUUACGUCUAGUGGUCUUAGCAUUAUUAUAACUAUUGUGGUAUUUUUGUGUAAUCUAGUGAUUAAUAUUGUCGUUAGAAACAGAAACAGAUGAUUGAUUUUGAAGGUCCCUUGCGAAAAUAAAAAAUAGGCUCCAAUUGUAUUUGUUUUAUGUAAUCAAAACUUAUUUAUAUAUAAGUCGAUAAUUUGUAUAAAA